Nestor notabilis (Kea) is the source of this 383-nucleotide messenger RNA. RefSeq names its product serine/arginine-rich splicing factor 7 (gene SRSF7). Gene Ontology annotation, cellular component: nuclear speck. The record is from RefSeq and is a predicted model, not a curated record. The annotation marks the transcript as partial. The transcript is spliced from 3 exons. Lineage: Eukaryota; Metazoa; Chordata; Aves; Psittaciformes; Psittacidae. Gene Ontology annotation, biological process: mRNA splicing, via spliceosome. Gene Ontology annotation, molecular function: zinc ion binding; RNA binding.
AUGGCGGCGCCAGGGGCAGAGACCAAGGUGUACGUGGGGAACCUGGGCACGGGCGCGGGCAAGGGCGAGCUGGAGAGAGCCUUCAGCUACUACGGGCCCCUGAGAACCGUGUGGAUCGCGAGGAACCCGCCGGGGUUUGCCUUCGUGGAGUUUGAAGACCCGAGGGAUGCUGAAGAUGCUGUGCUUGGCCUUGAUGGAAAGGUGAUUUGUGGCUCCAGAGUUAGAGUGGAAGUGUCAACUGGGAUGCCUCGUCGCUCCCGUUACGACAGGCCUCCGGCCCGGCGCCCCUUUGACCCAAACGACAGAUGCUAUGAGUGUGGUGAGAAAGGCCACUAUGCUUAUGAUUGUCACCGCUAUAGUCGCCGAAGAAGGAGCAGGUACGU